UCCUCAAGGGUGUCCAAUAGAGUCUCCAGAGAGACUUGGCAUUGUUUUAAUGACCUUUGCUAGACUUUUCCACCAAUUUACAGGUGUGCCAUCGCAGGUGGACGGCGACAUGGAGGGACAGCAGCUACAGCAGCUUUUGAACCCGCAGAGACUGAAGUCACUUCAAGAAUGGAUGCAGAAAAGCUCAAUCACUUUAACACAGGUCAAUGGGCAGAGGAAGUAUGGUGGUCCUCCUCCUGGCUGGCGAGGUCCUGUUCCCGGGCCGGGCUGUGAGGUUUUCAUCAGUCAGAUCCCGCGCGACGUCUACGAGGACCGCCUGAUCCCUCUUUUCCAGAGCAUUGGCACUAUUUACGAGUUUCGUCUCAUGAUGAACUUCAGCGGGCAGAACCGAGGCUUCGCCUACGCAAAGUACGGCGACCCCCUCACCGCCUCCACCGCCGUCUUGACCCUGCAUCACUACCGUCUGCCGGAGGGGGGCUGCCUGACGGUGCGCAACAGCACAGAGAAGCGGCAGCUGCGUCUGGGGGAUCUUCCGACUAGCAUAAAUCAGGUGGAGUUACUGAGGAUGCUGCGAAUGAUGUCUGAAGGGGUGGAGGAGGUCCUGCUGAAGAUGGCCGGGCCCAAAGGGAGAGAGUUUGUGGCCCUAGUGAACUACUCCUCCCACUACGCCGCAUCCAUGGCCAAGAAAGUGCUUGUGCAAGCUUUUAAGAAGCAGUACGGCAUUUCUAUAACUGUGAAAUGGACGUCCUUCUCCAAGAAAAAUCAUGUAUCUGAGACCGAACAAGAAGACGGCACCUUUACCCCACCUGCUCCGAGCCCCCUCCCCAAACCCUCCAUGACCCCUCCCCUCCUGCACCCUCAGCCCUCCCUCCACGAUAUCCUGGCCCACCCCUCUGUCCAGUCCUUCUUCCGGGCCGGGGGGGGUCCGGCCGGCCUGUCGAGAGAUGAGAUGAAGCCUCAAGGCCCCGUGAACUGCGACGCCGUGACUCUGCUGCAGUGGAUGUGCGAGGUGAACAGACUCGGUGCUCCGAAGUAUGAAGUCCGUUUCCAUCACGCCAGCUCCGACGGCUUCCUCUGCUUCAGCUACGAAGUCCUGAUCCCAUGCUUUCUUAUUCCCCUGUACGGGGUCAUCCAGGUCCUUCCAGGCCCCAGCGCUCAGGCCACGAAGGAGGAGGUUUAUCGGGCCGUCGCCGAGCUGGUGAUCCAAACCAUCUGUAAAGUCUCAAAUCUGCGACCUUUCUAAAAUUUGAGCUGCUAAUGUAAUGUACCGUUAUCAGUUUUACGUUCAGUAUUCCAGUUUGAAGGCAUGUACUGUUCCAGUGUCAGAUGAAUGAGUGGAAAUUAAUGAUUAAACAAGUAUUUAGUUUGUUGAAGAAGGAAAAAAAAAGGCAAUCUGGGCAGUGAAUAGUUUUGAAGUAUUAUGUUAUCGUUGUUAUGUUUUAUUAUAUUUUAACAAUGUAAUAUUAAUCAUUUGUUAUUUUAGUCAGCCUCAUCACAGUUGGAUGAUUGCAUGUUUUCACAACUUCUUAUUUUGAGUGUUUUUCACCAUAUUUGAUUUUUCACGAUUUUUUUCGAUUGUUUGUAGACUUUGCAUGGUGUGCUCUUGUUUCCUUGUUUGAUGGGUUGUACUGACUAUAUAAAUGACUUUUGUACAGUAAAUAAGUUGUUCAAGAAAGAA
Molecule: messenger RNA, 1678 nt
Organism: Carassius gibelio (silver crucian carp)
Lineage: Eukaryota; Metazoa; Chordata; Actinopteri; Cypriniformes; Cyprinidae
Product: dead end protein 1
Exons: 4
Coding region: 50-1243 (397 amino acids)
Biological process (GO): negative regulation of miRNA-mediated gene silencing; mRNA stabilization
Cellular component (GO): cytoplasm; nucleus
Molecular function (GO): mRNA binding
Source: RefSeq, a predicted model, not a curated record